UCUCUCUGGUUCUGUCUCUUUAUCUCUUCUUACUCUUUUCCAUCCCCUCCAUCUCUGUCUCAAUUUUUUAUCCAUUUCUAUCUUUAUUGCCAUUUUCUAUCUCUUUGGUCUAUCCUUUCUCACUUUGUCUCUAUGCCUCUGUGUGUUUUUUUCUUCCUGCCUUUCUCUUGCCCUCAUCUCUCUGUCUCUAUGUCUGUGCCUCCUCCAUUACCCCUAUUUGCAGGUUCGGCCCAGCAGGUCAACUGAUGGAGUCCCCCAUCCAGUACUGGACUGGCUGACUCCAUAGGGUUGGGAGCAGCCUCUGCCCCUCAUUAUGGCCAACACUACUGGAGAGCCCGAGGAGGUGAGCGGCGCACUGUCUCCGCCAUCAGCAUCGGCUUAUGUAAAGCUGGUGCUGCUGGGACUGAUCAUGUGCGUGAGCCUGGCGGGCAAUGCCAUCUUGUCGCUGCUGGUGCUCAAGGAGCGUGCCCUGCACAAGGCUCCUUACUACUUUCUACUGGACCUGUGCCUGGCCGAUGGCAUCCGCUCUGCCGUCUGCUUCCCGUUUGUACUGGCUUCUGUGCGCCAUGGCUCCUCAUGGACUUUCAGUGCACUCAGCUGCAAGAUUGUGGCCUUUAUGGCUGUGCUCUUUUGCUUCCAUGCGGCCUUCAUGCUGUUCUGCAUCAGCGUCACCCGCUACAUGGCCAUUGCCCACCACCGCUUCUACGCCAAACGCAUGACACUCUGGACAUGUGCAGCUGUGAUCUGCAUGGCCUGGACCCUAUCUGUGGCCAUGGCCUUCCCACCUGUCUUCGAUGUGGGCACCUACAAGUUUAUCCGUGAGGAGGACCAGUGCAUCUUUGAGCAUCGCUACUUCAAGGCCAAUGACACACUGGGUUUCAUGCUUAUGUUGGCUGUGCUCAUGGCAGCUACACAUGCUGUCUACGGCAAACUGCUCCUCUUUGAGUAUCGUCACCGCAAGAUGAAGCCAGUGCAGAUGGUGCCGGCCAUCAGCCAGAACUGGACAUUCCAUGGUCCUGGGGCCACUGGCCAGGCUGCUGCCAACUGGAUCGCUGGCUUUGGCCGUGGGCCCAUGCCACCAACCCUGCUAGGUAUACGGCAGAAUGGGCAUGCAGCCAGCCGGAGGCUGCUGGGCAUGGACGAGGUCAAGGGUGAAAAGCAGCUGGGCCGCAUGUUCUACGCAAUCACACUGCUCUUCCUGCUCCUCUGGUCACCUUACAUCGUGGCCUGCUACUGGCGAGUGUUUGUUAAAGCCUGCGCUGUGCCCCACCGUUACCUGGCCACCGCUGUUUGGAUGAGCUUCGCCCAGGCUGCUGUCAACCCGAUCGUCUGCUUCCUGCUCAACAAGGACCUCAAGAAGUGCCUGAGGACUCAUGCCCCCUGCUGGGGCACAGGAGGUGCCCCGGCUCCCAGAGAACCCUACUGUGUCAUGUGAAGCAGGCUGGUAGGCAGACAGACAGGGAGUAGGUCAUGGCCACCAUGAUGGGGCCAACAGAAAGGGAGGAGUAGGGGCCCAUAUAGGAGCCUUUCUUCCUGAGCUCCAGCUCCAGCCCCUCAAACCACCCAGAAUCUAGCACCUUUGCCAACUCCUCCCCACCUGUGGGGGACUUGGGAAGGGGUGUUUCUAGUUCUAGGGCCUGUCUCUGCUGCCUCUUUUUCCACUUCUACAAUCAAUCAGAAUCAAUCAGUCUCUCUCUCUUUCUCUCUCUCUUUCUCCCUCCAAUUCAGAAAAAGAAAACAAACUGAAAAUGCAGGUUUUUCUACUAACAGCUAAGGAGUCAGGCUUUCUUGCUUUAAUGUCUCUCCUUCUGACAUUGUCCAGAAUGGGGAAAUUUAUCCUGUAAAAUAGACUUCCAGAUCUCUUCUGGCCCCCUCUGCUCCCAUGCACCCUCCCCUUCCAAGUCCUUUAGCAAGGCCUGGAUAUUUAGGGAGAAAUUGAUCUGUUGACAAGAGGGACCAAAGGGGGUGCAGGUUCCCCAGGGAGCAGGGAUGUUUAAUUGCUAUGUUGUGUGCAAUGUUGUUUUAGGCUAACCCUGGUCCCAAGCCCAGUCUCCUCUUGCUUCCCACUAUGUCCAGACAUCCCAAGUGUUUCUUGAGCAUCUGUCUGAGAAGCCAGGAGAGGAGGGAGAAGGCCCCCCAGGAUGGGCCCAGGCUAGGUGAAGAGCAGGAUGUGAGCUGCACACCUGGAGCUGAAGAUAUGAGCUUAGCUGUGUUCUCUCAAGCUGCCUCCUGGAUUCCCAGGCUCCAUCUCUUCUUUCUGAGGAUGGAAAUCCACUUCAGUCCCACUAGGGCUGAUGUGGGUACCAUACAGGCAGGAGCAGCCCCCCAGGGAAGUGUGGGGAGAUAGUCGAACUCCCCAGAGUAGCUGGGUCCCAGAGCCUGGCAUCAGAGGGGAAUUCAAACCCAGAAUUGUCUCCUGAGUUCACACUACUCUCCCAAAGAUGAAAAUUCUUUUGGGGCCUUGGCAUCUCAUCGUGGAUAAGCUCCAAGGUACUGUGGAUUUGAGUUCAUUUCUAUCUGACCUCUUUUUGUCCUCCUUAAGCCUCAGGGGCCUCAAGCCCCUCCCUUGGUCUUCUGGGCCCUCAACUCCUGACUUCCUUCCCUCCACCCUUCCCUCCACCCAAAGUGGAACAGACUAGCCAGAUUCCCCAGGUGGGUGAUUCCCAAGCUUCCCUCCCAGGGCAGAGUCCACUCUGGGAUCACUCCAAGGCCAGUUCUUGUGGACUGGAGAUCCAAGCUGGCACUCCUUUUACCUGGUCUUGCCCAGGUUCUCUAUCCCCUUCUCAUUCCCUGGGUGGAGGGGGGAGAACUAUAUUUAUCCUUUCCCUUGCCUAUUGAAACCCUUGUCCUAAGUUCCUGCCCUACCCUAACAUGGCCCCAGAAGUGGAGAAGCCUUGACCCCCAGGAGAAUGGGGAGGGCACUCUAAGCAGGAGAGACAUUAAUAAGCCUGGCUAUGGAGUUGCCCUGGAAAGGCAGGCCAGAGUGGCUGAGAGGCUGGGGUGGGGGGUUACCUGUUCUCUCAGUGAUAGUGAUGGGGGUGCCUUUUCCAGGGGGUGGGGUGGGGGGAUCACAGGGGUGGGGGUAGAUAGGGUGCAUUCAGGAGGGUUUUCCUCCAUUUCUUUUUUCUAACUGCCUGGAUUCACCAUUGGAUUUUGUAAAUGGAAAACUGAAAUGAACAAUGCUAUAUUGGAUGUUUUCUCUUUCUGACUGUGUGUAUGUGUGUGUGUCUGUGUGGUCUGUGUGUCUGUGUGUCCUGUCUGCAUGACCACAUGUGGAGAGGUAUGAUCGAGUGUGACAGUGUGUCUGCGUGACUUUGUGUGGGGAGGCACCCCUGCUUGGUACACACAUGUGAGUAAAUGCCUGUAUGUGGAGACAUAUGGCAUGCACACACAUACAUGUAUGCACCUAAUUGAAAGGAGACAAACUAUAUGUGCCUGCAGUGGAAGGAGAGUGGUUGGAGAGAUGGAACUUGAAAACCGUAUGCAUGUAUGUAGCAGGAGGGAGACUCCUAUCUCAUCAUGUCUUCCUCCCUUGGUCCAUACUCUGAACAUGGCAGAUAGAAUACUUGAGAACCCCAUCUCUUCCCAAAGCCUGGAGCCCCCAGGUACCACUUUGAACUCCUGAAUCAAUCUCCUUUCCAAAACACAAACAACGUGUUCCUGAAAGUGGACCACCA
Molecule: messenger RNA, 3677 nt
Organism: Phyllostomus discolor (pale spear-nosed bat)
Lineage: Eukaryota; Metazoa; Chordata; Mammalia; Chiroptera; Phyllostomidae
Gene: GPR173
Product: G protein-coupled receptor 173
Exons: 1
Coding region: 314-1435 (373 amino acids)
Biological process (GO): G protein-coupled receptor signaling pathway
Cellular component (GO): plasma membrane
Molecular function (GO): G protein-coupled receptor activity
Source: RefSeq, a predicted model, not a curated record